AUGCAAGUAGCUGCCAAGUCAGAGACCUGGGGUAUGCCACUGGUAACAAGUCUCUCUGGAAGUUCAUGGAUUGUUAACUUUAAUAGAGAGGUCUAUAGCAUUGAGCCAGUUGGCAAUCCACUGGGUUACAAAGAGCUUUAUAUGGAGUUUGACCAGUUUGUCAGUGAUCCCAGAGAGAUUCACGAAAAAUCUGGGACAGUUGUAGUCAAUACAGAUAUAUUCAUGAAAAUCCCCAAUUGUUGUAUUUCAUUUCAGUCCUCUGUUCUGUCAGUGUGUUUUGCAAGAUUUCAUCCAAACCUGGUUGUUGGUGGGACGUACUCAGGCCAGAUUGUGCUGUGGGAUAAUCGUAGUCACAGAAGAACACCAGUGCAACGUACACCCCUUUCAGCUGCAGCUCACACACAUCCAGUGUACUGCGUUAAUGUAGUCGGAACUCAGAAUGCUCACAACCUUAUCACAGUCUCCACUGAUGGCAAAAUGUGCUCCUGGAGUUUGGAUAUGCUCUCUUUUCCACAGGAAAGCAUGGAAUUAGUGUACAGCAAGUCCAAACCAGUAGCUGUAACUGGCAUGGCUUUCCCAACUGGUGAUGUCAACAAUUUUGUCGUUGGCAGUGAGGAAGGCAUAGUAUAUACUGCAUGUCGACAUGGCAGUAAAGCUGGAAUUGGAGAGAUGUUCGAAGGCCAUCAGGGUCCUGUUACCGGAAUAGAUUGUCACAUGGCUGUUGGCUCAGUAGAUUUUUCACAUCUUUUUGUGACAUCAUCUUUUGACUGGACAGUUAAACUGUGGACCACAAAGCACAACAAGCCUCUGUACUCCUUUGAAGACAAUGCUGACUACGUAUAUGAUGUCAUGUGGUCACCAGUCCAUCCUGCGCUGUUUGCCUGUGUGGACGGAAUGGGGAGGUUGGACCUAUGGAACCUAAAUAAUGAAACAGAGGUGAGACAGAAGCCCUUCCCAAUUAAGAGACAACUUGCCGUUCCUCAUCCUGAUGAAUGGUCUCGUUUUGCACGAACACUGUUGGAGAUCCGUGCAAACCGAGCAGAUGCAGAAGAGGAAGGGGGAGUUGAGCUAACGGCAUAAAGUGAAGCACUUUCCUGACGACAUAGUAAAAAGCACCUCCACUGUGUUACGCGGACCAAACAAAUGUUAAAUUUAGAGCAUUACAAAGGAAAGGAUGGCUGGGCCACCAUAUGUGUCAUUCUUUAUCAGUUCUCUGUUUAUAGAGUUAAACUAGGCUUUAGCUUGGCCUGUAAAUAUAUAGCUUUUUAUUUUUGUGCUACGUAUCUGCCUUGUUCCUAUCCAAAAUAGAGGGUGAGGGAGCUUAACCCCAUGUUGUCUUUUAACUUCGCAGUAGCCAUGUUAAAUGAAUAUAAACCCAUCCUUAAACUUGUAUAUGCAUGCUUCUCUGCCAGAGUCCGAUUAAAUCCAUAUGAGGCCUGAUACAGCAUGAUGACUUGCAGAUGUGGUGUUCUUCAGCGUAGAUGGGACUCGGCCAAGGACUUCAGAUGUGGUGUUUCUCAUGGUGACUUACAUCAUGAAUAGAUGUACUAUAUGGACGUUGCUACUUCUUCUUUAUUAUGCUGUGUUGUAUGGAACAUAUUUGCUUGAAAGCAUUAAAAUAAAUGACCUUAGAGCAUGCACAUAA
Messenger RNA from Protopterus annectens (West African lungfish), 1645 nucleotides. RefSeq names its product cytoplasmic dynein 1 intermediate chain 1-like. Bases 1 to 1080 code for a protein of 359 amino acids. Gene Ontology annotation, cellular component: cytoplasmic dynein complex. Gene Ontology annotation, biological process: transport along microtubule. The transcript has 7 exons. Lineage: Eukaryota; Metazoa; Chordata; Ceratodontiformes; Protopteridae. Gene Ontology annotation, molecular function: dynein heavy chain binding; dynein light chain binding. The record is from RefSeq and is a predicted model, not a curated record.